UUUCAGUUUCGAUCAUUCUCAACCCUUUCUCUCUCUCUCUGGCUCUUGUUUCUGACUCGUGAGAACUUAGAAAGCUUGGAAAGGUCGAUCCCUGUAUAAGGCCGUGUUUGGUGGUCGCUAGGAGAAGGACGAUGUCAGGGAAAGGCGCAAAGGGUUUGAUAACUGCCAAAACCCCCGCACCAAACAAGGACAAAGAUAAGAAGAAGCCUGUUUCUCGUUCCUCCAGAGCUGGUCUUCAGUUCCCUGUUGGACGUAUUCACCGACUCCUGAAGUCAAGGGUCACAGCUAAUGGAAGAGUUGGUGCCACAGCUGCAGUGUAUUCUGCUGCUAUCCUUGAAUAUUUGACUGCGGAGGUGCUAGAGUUGGCUGGCAAUGCAAGCAAGGAUCUGAAGGUAAAGCGUAUAACACCGCGACAUCUACAGCUUGCUAUUCGAGGGGACGAAGAACUCGACACACUCAUCAAGGGAACAAUAGCUGGUGGUGGUGUUAUUCCUCAUAUUCACAAGUCUCUUAUCAACAAGUCUUCAAAGGAGUGAGUGGUACAUAUCAUUCGGAAUUUCGGAUCAACAUGGGAGAAAUGAGUUUCUUUUUUUAAUCUGUAAAUUUGAUGAUAUCUUGAUUUUGUGGAUAAGUUGCUUCUUGCAUUAGUUUGAUCCACUCUUGGAGGCAAGCUGAAAAUUUCUGGUUUCCUUAUUUAUUAUUGUAUUAACUGACCUCUUUGACUAAUGUGCCCGGUACUUCAAGAUCAAAAUAUUGCUCGUCUCUUGAA
Arachis duranensis is the source of this 769-nucleotide messenger RNA. RefSeq names its product probable histone H2A variant 3. Lineage: Eukaryota; Viridiplantae; Streptophyta; Magnoliopsida; Fabales; Fabaceae. Gene Ontology annotation, molecular function: protein heterodimerization activity; DNA binding; structural constituent of chromatin. The coding region runs from base 132 to 536 and encodes 134 amino acids. The transcript is spliced from 2 exons. The record is from RefSeq and is a predicted model, not a curated record. Gene Ontology annotation, cellular component: nucleosome.